AUGUUGAAGUUUCGACUUCAUGACGCGGAACCCGCCUCGGCGCCAUCAAAGCCACGCAUUGAAGCCGUCCUCCUCCGCGUGGGCGGCGUUGUCAUCCGCUGCCACAGGGACAACCAGCGGGGGGUCCUCCACCUGCCUCUCGAGGCCGUCGGGGAUAUUGGCUCUGUGAGCCUGGCGCCUCCCCUGCCCAUGGCCUCCUACGGCCCCCUGCGCUGGCGCGUGACGCGCAAGAGCCGAGCUCCGGCGUUGUAUGGAGCAGCCCUGAAGAGCCUUUCGCAGAUCUCACUCACCGUCCUGUUGCCGAGUGGGCAGGGCCACAGCAUUUCCAUUGCCAAGGAUUCGACGCUCAGUGACCUGAAGGUCGCUGUGCAAGAGGCCUUGGGGCGAGGCUUUUUGAGGCUGGUCACUGCAGAUGGACAUUUUCUAGAUCCCAAAUCGAACCUCCCGCUUCACAUGGCUGGGAUUCACAAUGGAGACUCUGUCACGGCGAUUGCCCAGUCACCUGGCAUCACGGCCACCAAAGCUGCUUUUGCACUUUGGUGUUGCAAUAGUGGCGUGGUAACUUGGGGCGACACCGAGUGGGGCGCAGACAGCAGAACGGUCCAAGAUCAGCUGCGGAAUGUGCAGCAAAUCAGCUCCACCGAUGAAGCGUUUGCCGCCCUCUGCACCGACGGGAGCGUCGUGACCUGGGGAGAUCCUGAGCUGGGCGGUGACAGCAGCGAGGUCCAUUAUUCUUCGCCCUUGCAGGAGAUUUCCGCUUCGGCGGAUGCCUUCGCAGCCCUUCGCAAUUGUCUCAGGCCUUUCGGCUCAUAUUGUGCACGACGAGCCGGAGCCCCACGUUUUGACAACUUUCCUGGACGAUCGAAAUUUCAUAGCUUCUUCUCCUGCCCAGGCUGUUUGGGGUACGUGGACGCGCCGCCCACCUGCCUCCAAGCUUGA
This is a messenger RNA of Durusdinium trenchii, 939 nucleotides long. Lineage: Eukaryota; Dinophyceae; Suessiales; Symbiodiniaceae. The record is from the annotation of a GenBank genome assembly.